CUUCAGUGCAAGUCAAUAAAACUUUGUGCACUGACACACACAACUUCCAGCACCCGCCAGCGGGGCCAAAAUGAGGAUUAGCAAAGCUGCCUUUCUCUUUCUGUUCUUGCUCAGCUCAGUGAAAGGAGAUAUACUGGGUGACUAUAUAAGAACAGAUGGUGUUUGGAUACUAACUCGAAAUAAACAGUCUUACAAGACAAAUAACGAAAAAGAAUGUGCAGAGAAAUGUGAAGCAGAAAGAAAUUUUAAUUGCAGGGCUUUCCUAUUCACCAGGAAAAAGCUACAGUGUUUAACACUGGCUGAAAAUGCUAAAAUGUCGGUGAUGUUCGCCAGCAUGGAUGCAGUUCUUUAUGAAAAGAGAAUUUACCUUCUAGAAUGUAAAAGAGGGACUGGGAAGGACUACAGAGGAACAGAAGCCAAGACUUGGAGGGGUAUUCCAUGCCAGAAGUGGGCAGAAAAAAUACCCCACAAACCAAACUAUACACCUCAAAAACACCCUAAUGCAGGCCUGGAGGAAAACUACUGCAGAAAUCCUGAUGGGGAUGAAAAUGGACCCUGGUGUUACACAACAGAUCCUGCUACCAGAUAUGAUUACUGUAAUAUCCCAGAGUGUGAGGACCAGAUCACACACACCGGAGAAGGACCUACAGCGGAAUGCAUGCAGUGUAAUGGUGAGGACUACCAUGGAGAAGUGUCGAGAACAGAGUCUGGGCUUCAGUGCCAACACUGGGAUUCCCAAGAGCCUCAUAUGCAUGGAUUUACCCUGAAACACUAUCCAGAGAAGGAUCUGAAGAUGAAUUAUUGCCGUAAUCCUGAUGGUGAACUUCGGCCCUGGUGUUUCACUACCAGCCCGACUAAACGCUGGGAAUAUUGCAAAAUUCCUCGUUGCACUACACACCCACCAGUCUCUGGCCCAGGCUCCCAGUGUCUUUCAGGGAAAGGAGAAGACUAUCGAGGAAGGAUAGCCAUCACUGAAUCAGGAAAUGCGUGUCAACACUGGAACACACAGUUACCUCACAAACAUGGCUGGAUUCCUGACAGAUAUCCCUGCAAGGGCUUAGAGGAAAACUACUGUAGAAACCCUGAUGGAGAGAAGAGACCUUGGUGCUACACCAUCAACAGCAGCGUUAGAUGGGAAUAUUGCACAAUUCCUCCCUGUGAUGGGAGAGAACAAGAGAGUGCUGAUGUGCCUAUACAGGUUCCCCUGACAGAGGAGUGCUACCGAGGCAAAGGCCAGAGUUAUCGUGGCACAACUUCUAUCACUGCAUCGGGAAAAAAAUGCCAGGCCUGGAACUCCAUGUUCCCACACAGGCAUGAAAAAACCCCAGACAAAUUCCCAGAUGCGGAUUUGAGGGACAACUAUUGUAGAAAUCCAGAUGGUGACAACAGACCAUGGUGUUUCACCACUGACCCCAACACCUUAUGGGAGUACUGCAAUCUCGAGAAGUGUGAUGAUCAAACACAAGAGCCCAUACCAAAUGAUUCCCCCGCAACGAUGGCGCAAGAUAUUAGCCCGACGACGCGCACCACAUCUGGUACCAAUGCAGAUAACAGAUUAAAAGAUGUUGAAUUCCCUCUGCUUGAAAAUGAAAUAUGUAAUCGCCCUGAAUUAUGAAUGGAAGUGUCAAAAAUAAUGAAUUUUGUGGUGGAUUUACAUUUGGAGGCAUAGAUAACUGUGAGGUAAGAAUAAUCUAGGUUUGAGUUUAAGCAGAUCAAUGCAUAUAAUUUGUAUUUUCAAGGCUCAGAAAUAGCUUCAGCAACUCAACAUUUUUGCAUGAAGCCUAAGAACUGAGGUAUACACAGCGGUUUUUUUCUUCACUCACACAGUCAACCAGCAUAGCAGAGAAAUUGUGUAGGAUAAUAUCCUACUCAUAGUAGCCUAGUGUUGUGAAUAACCCUCUCACCUGAAGUAGACUGUAAUAUACUGCUUGGGCUUUCUUCUGUUCUUAGAGAUAGAGGUGAAACUAGUGAUUGUUUCUGGCACAGGCUGGAGUUGUACCGCAUCUUUAUUUAGUCCCUUGAUUAAAUAAAGCUUUCAGUGAUUCCAGUUUUCUAAUUUUCACAAGUAUAUGAAAAGAUUUUUAAAAUGUAGUUUUCUUAAUGGAGGCUAUCAUAUUGGGAGCUUUUCAGUAAAAAGCUGGUAACUGGUGACAGAGUCAGGAAGCAAACACAGGUCUGUCUGAGCAGAUGUUCCAGAUUGCCAGGGUAAAUUUUAUCUUUGAGAAUGUGGGCAGUGCAUUCAUUUAUAGGGCCAAAAAUCAUUGGACAUAUGUACUCAUAUCCUGCCAUGCUUGGAUUUUAAGGAACGGCAUUAAAACAAUUAAACUAAUUUUGCCCAGUAGAUCAGAGGAUGUGGAAAAUUUGUGUGUUUGUAAUAGGUCUCACAGUAAUCUGGGGAUUUACCCACAUCCAUGACUGGUAGAUCUUCAUACCAGGAAAAUGGCCUGGCUGCUUGGAAACAACUUUCCACUCCCCCCGUCCUGCAAUUCUUUUACUCCAGCAGGUCUAAUAAAACACACUCCUUCUCUCUCGAGUCCUUGGGUUAGUCACAUUUUGAGGCCUUCAGAGUUACAAUAUUAAU
This is a messenger RNA of Lepidothrix coronata (blue-crowned manakin), 2581 nucleotides long. Its product is annotated as plasminogen-like. Lineage: Eukaryota; Metazoa; Chordata; Aves; Passeriformes; Pipridae. The record is from RefSeq and is a predicted model, not a curated record. Gene Ontology annotation, molecular function: signaling receptor binding; endopeptidase activity. Bases 71 to 1615 code for a protein of 514 amino acids. The transcript is spliced from 12 exons.